AUGCCAGGGGUUCCACGUCGCAGGUUGUCUGAGGGUUUCGAAGGUGUCGGCGAAGACGUGGGCUCAAUCAUAGAUGGCUGCUUGGAGUUAGAGGAACAGUUGGGGAUUCUUCAUCAACGAGCUUCUUCCGGCUCCGAAAGUGACUCGUCAAGCCGGAUAGCAGAACUUGUGUCAAUGUUAUCAGAAGCCGCAGCAACCCAUGAAUCCGUGCAGGGGAGUUCAGUGGCGUGGGAUGUCACCUCCGCUGACGGCAGUUCCCCCGGCGAAGAGGAGCUGCAUGUAAGCGACGAUUUUAUAGAUUGGGAAGCUUUGUUAGAACCUGAAACUGCCGUGCUGGAGUCGCCGCAGUCUGAUCCACUGGUGUCGCCCGUUGAACCUUGCGGAUCCAGUAGUAUACCGCCAGCUCUGGCCGAGCCCACUCGAGUUGAAACAACUCAAACCGCCAAUACUCAGGCUGAAGGGCAGGAACUAGGACAGCUAUCUUCGGCUGAUGUAGGCGACUCAGAGGGUGGGCAUUCGUCAGCAUCACUUGUGGGACCAAGUCCUGGGUCUGCCGAAGGUUCCUCUGAGGAUGCGGAAGUCCUUAGUCAUCCGUAUGUUCGGCUGCCAGUGUUGGAGGAGGGUGUUGUACCUAGACUCCUCAACACAUCCAUCCUCUUCUAUCCAAAGCCGGAUUUUAUGCCGCCCUAUUUUUGUCUAAACGAUUUGCGGCAGCUGUUUGCGCGUAAAACACUGAAUCAGAGAGAUGCAGAUGCCCUCGUAAGUGCUCUAGAGGAAUUGAUAAACAUGAUAUGGUUUCAGGCGCAAUGUGAGCACAAGGACAUACGGCCAGCUACUAUUGCAGGAACCUACUCGGUAUUAUUCUUGGCAUUCGAUUCGCUCGCUUGCGCUAUUCAACUUUUUGGUGACAGGAUGCAGCUUCCUCUGUGGUGGGACAGAUUCGUAGGAGUCAUCGAUACCCGUUUGAAGUUGGACUCACCAAUAAUGUCAGGACAGGGGGGCAUGUGUAGGCGGCUCACGAAACGUCUGGCUGCUGCGUUGAGUGUCUACAAGACGGGGCAACGCCCACCGCUUACGGAGGUAGUUGCGCUGAAAAAGCUUGUAUUUUGUUCCCGUGAUAGGCCCGGGAUGUUUAGAAGGCUAGAGUGGGAUCCUUGGCGACUGGAUGCAGGAUGCGAGUAA
Eimeria mitis is the source of this 1182-nucleotide messenger RNA. RefSeq lists its product as uncharacterized. Bases 1 to 1182 code for a protein of 393 amino acids. The transcript has a single exon. The record is from RefSeq and is a predicted model, not a curated record. Lineage: Eukaryota; Apicomplexa; Conoidasida; Eucoccidiorida; Eimeriidae.